Megalops cyprinoides (Indo-Pacific tarpon) is the source of this 1863-nucleotide messenger RNA. RefSeq names its product ALG6 alpha-1,3-glucosyltransferase (gene alg6). Gene Ontology annotation, cellular component: endoplasmic reticulum membrane. The transcript is spliced from 14 exons. Gene Ontology annotation, biological process: protein N-linked glycosylation. Lineage: Eukaryota; Metazoa; Chordata; Actinopteri; Elopiformes; Megalopidae. The record is from RefSeq and is a predicted model, not a curated record. Bases 112 to 1632 code for a protein of 506 amino acids. Gene Ontology annotation, molecular function: dolichyl pyrophosphate Man9GlcNAc2 alpha-1,3-glucosyltransferase activity.
CUUCAUGCUGACGUGUUUUUCAAGGAAGCGUAUGGUAACAAUAGCAGAGAGCAAGCGAGACACUGUAGCCUCAUUAGCUUGCUAUAUCAGUGGCUAUUUCUGUAGCCAGAUAUGGAAAAUUGGAGCCUUGUAUCGCUGAGCGUUUUGCUUGGUCUGGUGAUGAGAUGGACAGUGUCCCUUAAUUCGUACUCAGGUGCAAAGAAACCGCCGAUGUUUGGGGAUUAUGAAGCACAGAGACACUGGCAAGAAGUGACCUAUAAUCUCCCUGUUCAGCAAUGGUACUUCAAUACCUCUGACAACGACUUGAACUACUGGGGUCUAGAUUAUCCUCCUCUUACAGCUUACCACAGCCUUCUGUGUGCACAUGUAGCUCAAAUGAUAAAUCCUGAAUGGAUAGAGCUGCAUAAGUCUCGUGGCUAUGAGAGUCCUGCCCACAAGCUUUUCAUGAGGGCCACUGUUAUUAUUGCAGACAUUAUAGUAUACAUUCCAGCAGUUGUGCUCUACUGCUUAUAUCUGAGUGAUGGAUCUUCAAGAAGGAAGGUUGCAACAAUGCUCUGUGUCUUGCUGUACCCAGGACUGAUUCUCAUUGACAACGGGCACUUUCAAUACAACAAUAUGAGCCUGGGUCUGGCACUGUGGGGAGUGUUGGGCCUGGGCCUUGGCUGGGACCUGCUGGGCUCCCUGGCCUUCACCCUGGCCCUCAAUUACAAACAGAUGGAGCUCUACCAUUCUCUGCCCUUCUUCUGUUACCUGCUGGGGAAGUGUGCCAAGCAGGGCCUGACAGGGAAAGGGUUGAUCCUGCUGGUGAAGAUCGCAGCGACGGUUGUGGUGUCCUUCGCUGUGUGCUGGCUGCCCUUCCUGUCCGACCCCCAGCAGUCCCUGCAAGUGCUACGCCGGCUGUUCCCCGUGGGGCGCGGGCUGUUUGAGGAUAAAGUGGCCAACACAUGGUGCAGCAUGAACGUCCUUAUAAAGAUCAAAACCCAUCUGUCUGCUGAAACACAGCUGUACCUCAGUUUAGUUGCCACACUUCUUGCUGUCUUACCUUCAUCAGUUAAACUGCUGAUGAAACCCACGUUCUGGCAAUUCAAACUUGCCCUGGUGAAUUCCUCGCUGGCCUUUUUCCUCUUUUCCUUUCAGGUUCAUGAGAAGUCCAUUCUCUUGGCUGCCUUACCAGUUUGCCUCCUGAUCAAUGAGCUUCCAUUGAUGUCAAUCUGGUUUUUACUUGUCUCCACCUUCAGCAUGCUCCCCCUCCUGCUGAAGGAUGGCCUGCUCCUGCCCUACGUGAUCACAUCCCUGGCCUUCCUCUUCACCAGCAUGUACCUCCUCUCAGCACUGGAGCGAACCACUGUGGACACCUUAAGGAUCGAACCGUACUCCCGGCUCUUCCGGCCCUGCUUCCCCAGACUGAACCUCCCCUUAAUCGUCAAGUGGAAAUUUGCCUUCUUCAUUCUCGCCAUGGCCGGCUUGAGUUUUACAAGCGUGGCACUGGACCCUCCAGCAAAACUGCCUGAUUUGUUUCCUGUCCUGGUGUCUCUGUGCGCCUAUUUUCAGCUUCUGGGCUGCCUGGUAUAUUUCAACAUCGUUCAGCUGAUGGAGCCGUCCAACAAAGGUGAUCAAAAGAAAAUAAACUGAAAAUAUUUGUUUCGUCUCUUUACAAAGUAAAGACCAGCAAGAUCUCCAGAAUGGAUUUUCCCUCUGUCAGUGACACAGGCUGCUGUGUAUUUUUUGAAAUAUGUAAUUCAGAAUCUGCAGAUGACGUCAUUAAAAUACAUUUGUAUAAACUGUGUCCAUUUUUUGUACCUUCAUCUGGCUCAACUUGGAAUAAACAAAGACAGAAUCUGAUCUGAUCAAAUAAACUCUCCA